Molecule: messenger RNA, 9933 nt
Organism: Vitrella brassicaformis
Lineage: Eukaryota; Vitrellaceae
Source: the annotation of a GenBank genome assembly
GAUUUUCUAAGCUGGACCAACGCAGGACGAGUACACGGAGGCAGGCGUGUCCGCGUGAUGCCCCCGAUCCGCCGGCAUGCACCUUAAUUACAUGUCGAUAGUACUCACUUGACUUGGUGCUGACGGUGCGGUUGGUCUGCCCGGCCUCUAGCUGCCAUUGUGUGCAGCGGCUGCCCUCCCUGGCGCCGUAGUGUGCAGUCCAGCCGCUACAGAGAGCCUGCGGUGUUAGUUCUGUUCAAGUAGCCAGCCAUGAAGGAGGCGGCAGCCAGCAAGAGUGCCUCGAGCAAGGCGUCGGCAUCGACAGACAAUCGCAAUGGUACGAACAUGGGCAUCAGCACUCAGGGAAUGCUCAUCAGUAUCCUCUGUGACGCUGUGUGUGAAUGCAGUGCGGAAGUGGAGAGUUCCCAAUGCGGCAGCCGCAGCCAAGCGGCCAUCUCCAUCCGCUGGUAGAGAGCACCCUGACGCCGAAGACCCAUCGGCGCCCGAUCCAUCCCCACCUAAUGAGCCGCUUGACGCGUCGACCACUAUGGACGACCAAGAAGCCGAUGGGCAGCGGCAGGCUGGCGCGGCGGCCGAGUCUGCCAGCUCAGCGUCGGCGCUGCUGGACCCGCUGGCAUCGUUGAGCGAGGCUGAGCUGAUGGCGAUAGUAGAGGAGGCCGAGAGCAUGACCAUUGAUGGGACCUAUGAGCGGCAGCCUUACACACACAGCAGUAGGAGGCUGGAUGAUGGGGGCGGUGAUGGUGUGAGGGUGCGCAGCCAGUCGCUGCCGCAGCGUGUGCAGCAGCAGAUACAGGACAUUCCCGAGGAGAUAUUGCUGUCUGCGAUAUGCGCCGUCUCGGCCAGGAGGUGUGCACCGCACCUGGCUGACUCGACACACACAGCACAGCGGAAGGGGCAGACAAGGAGGGAGGUGCUGUGCUUGCUCUGUUUCGGCGGGUGCAGGGAGCGGUACCGCACCAGUGGCGGUGGUGGAGGGCUGGAGCUGAUAGUGGAGGAAGACGAAUGCAUCUCGCCCAGUAAGCCUUGUGGAGUGGAUCACCUCGCUGCCUCCACACCACAUCCAUCUGUGCGUGUCGACGCCUUUCUGUCUGUUCAGAUGGCAACAGUCCUGGCGAAGGCGAUGGUGUUGGAGAGGAUGACAUGUCCGAGGAGGAUGACGGUGACGUGGAGCUGACUGUGGAGGUGGAGGACGGUGAGGACAUCGAGGAGGCCCAUUGCCACGACGCAGCUGACGAGAUGAUGGACGAGGAGGAGGAUGGGGAGGCGCUCGAGGACCCCAAUGACUUCUCCCUGCGGUCCAAGCUGUGGGUGGAGUCGAUAUCGAGGCUGCGCCGGUCGAUUGACGAGAUAUACGCACUGUGUGAGUUCGAGUCGGAUGAGGAGUGCGUUGCGCACCUCGUGCAGCUCCUGGGUACCGCCAUACACGACUUCCAGGCACUGCAGGACAGAGUCCGACUACAGGUGCGGGGCGGUCGGUGCGUCACAAACACAGACAGACAGACACGUGCACACGUUGAUACGCACUAAACUUCUCUUCGUCCUUCCUGCUCCCUGCUUUGUGAGUGCCGUUUAGGAGUCGCUGCAGCCGGGGGUCGCCUCUUCACCACCAUCGACCUCCACGCGCCAGCGCACCGUCGUCAGCCCCACUGGCGCCUCGCAAUUUGCCAUCCCCCCGCGCAUGCGUCAGCUGCUGCCGACAGGCCCCAAUGGCGACGCGCCAAAUGACCCACCCUCAGCGGCCCUGCCACCACCAACAGCCAUCGGCGUGGAGCACCCAAACGGCGGUGUGUCUUUGGCCUGGACGAGCCGCCCCAUGCCGGCGACACGUGAGGUGCCCAAUCCAGUGGAGCUAGGACCUGCGCUGCACCGGCUGCAGAGCUGCCCCCUCCCUGAUAGCCCGAGUGCCCCCGGAUCGGUGUCGCCUCCCCGCCACCCGUCCGGGGCGCCCACCCCACCACGGGCGAGGCAGUCCGGAGGCAAGACCAAUGCACACACUGCAGGGGAAGCCGCAGGUGUCGAUGACGGCAGUGGGGGAGGAAAGCCCGCACACGCAGCCGACGACGGUGUGGCCGACGUCGGAUUGCCGCCGCCCCCCUCCCUCCCUCUCCGGCCGCAAUCGACGGACGACACGACUGUUCCGGGCGGUGGGGACGGUAAUUUGUUCUCGCCGCGGCCGUCUAUCGGGUCGUCGAGCAUAGGGUCUGGCGGCGCCACGAGGGACCGGCUGCGGCGUGUGGUGGCGACGGUCCUCAACGCCCACCGGAAGCUCACGUGCCGUCUCGCAUCACCGGAGCACUCACAGGUACCCGCCAACGAGGGAGGGGAGGGGGAUUCACUCACGCACAUGUUGAUCAUGUAUGUGAUGUGGUUCAGCGUCCGACUGCACCCGAGCUGAAGCGCCGAUACGAGGAGCGACAGGUGGGCCGAGUGACUAACCAACACACACACACACACACACAGAGAGAGAGAGAGAGAGAGACACUCAUUCAUUCAUGUGUUCUGUGGCCAUCAGAGGAAAGCUGAGGACCUCAAAGCCUUCGAGGACACACGGCGGGUCGAACCCAGCCGCAAAGUCGCAGAACGAGUCGAGUGAGUGAGCCACGCAGACACUCACCAGCCACACUCACUCUGCCUUACCAUUUGUGUCCACAGGCGAGUGCGUCAGCGUCGCGAGAAGGAGCAGGAGGAGAAGAAGCGAAUUCUCAUGCAGAAAAUGUCACGGUCAGCCGAUGACAAAUAAGUACCUCCCUACCUUUGUUGCAUUAUGGUGUGUGUGGUGUCAUUCAUUCACUGCCUUUUUCAGUGCUCGUCGUCAGUAUCAUUCGGCCAUCAAGAAGAUCAGCAACAGGGCACGGGAGCAGACCGUCAAGCUGGAGGAAAUCAACUUCAUCAGAAACGAACUGCAGAAAAACGCCGAAGGUAUUUACAGUACACACCGGCAACGAGAGAAGCAUGCUAUGGUACAGCCAGCCCUCUUCUCGACUGUCCAUAUCUAUGUCUCUCCGCAGCUUUCCUGGAGCAGCGUCUGAAGAUUGCAUCGCACUCGCGCGCCGCACAGCAGAAGCAGAUGCAGAAGAAACUCGUGCAGCGGGCCGAACGCAUCAGCCGGCGAGCAGUGGGGGGAAUAUACGACAUGGCCGUUCGCCGUCGGUCAGUCAGUCAUGAAUGAUGCGUGCGUGUGUCGUUCCUUGUGGUUGCAGAACUCUAGAGCAGCGGCGCACGAAUGAGCUCGAGGCACAGGAGGCCAAGCGGGCGAUGCUUGAGGCCAAGGAGAAGCAGGUGAAUGAAUGAAUGACUGAUUCACUCACUCACUCACUCACUCAUUGACUCACUCAUUCAGUCACCCGUUUGAUUGAUGGAUUGAUUGAUUGAUUGGCUGAUUGGCUGAUCGAUUGAUCGAUUGAUUGUUUUCUCCGCUCGGUCUGUUUGUCAGGCUGCUGCGAGGCGUCAGGAGCACCUGGAUUCGAUAGUGCGCAAGUCCCACGAGGAUGACCGGCGUGUGUCGAUGGCCCUCCGACGCAAGCGAGACCUCACCAUCAACCCCAACCUCACACGGGUCAACAGACAAACCCUCACAGCACACACACACACAUACACACGUGCACUCCGUGUCCCAUCAUCAAUCAGACAACGCCGGCAGCCCAGCCAGGAGAUGCUGCGGACGAUGUUGGUGACGAGGGUGCAGCUGACUCGGACGCCCUGCCCUCUCCCCCUACUGCUGGUGGCUCAUCCAGGCCUGUCUCAUCACAGCAGCAGCAGUCGAGACACACAUCCAGAGCGACACAUGGUGCCGCCUCGAGCAGGACUUCCCACGGUCCUGCUGCGAGGCAUCCCCACCCCCCGUCUCUGGGCGAUAGUGCAUCUCGGUCGCACUCUCAACGACAGCUGGUGACCCCUUUGCCAUUCCCACCGUCAUCGUCGGGUCGCCAUGGCCGCGCCAACAGCACCACGCAGACGGGCGAGGGAGGCUACAGGCGACACCAUCCCCAUCCCAACCAUCAUCCGUCCCCGCCCAUGGUGCUGCCGCCGCAUCAGCCAAUCCAUCUGCCGGGCGGGCAGACAUCCAGACUCAACCCGUACGCAGCGCCAUACAUCCCUCAGUACUGUCACCCAGACGCUGGGCCCUCCGGCUAUGGCGCCGCCAUCCCACUUAUGGGCGCGCCAGGACCAUCGCGUUCCUACCCAAGAGGGCCGGCGACAGUGCCGCUCGUCACGGCUCCUCCCCCCCGGCCGCCCCAGAUGCCCGACACCGUGCAGCAAACGACAUCUGCAUCCCUGCCGUCCUUCGCUGUUAGACACAACGCCGCGACGAUGACGGCCAACUACUCGUCCAGCCCAGCUCUGCAGCACCGACACACCAUAGGUGAGGAGGCCCCUCCGCCUUACCACCCUGUCAGACCGCCACCCCGGAAGCAGCCAGCGCACCAGGACCGCCGGCUACCCACGGUGCCUGAGCGGCUGUCCCAUGCGGAGCCGUCGCCCCCGAAAGUCAGUGCUGGCGGUGAGCUACCCUCACAGCGACAAUCCGAGCCACAGCAAGCACCCUCGCCAAAGCAUCAUGAGGAGCAAACCGGCGGCACACCGUCAUCCGAACGCGUGGCGGUGGCAUCACAGGCGGCGGCGGCAAAACAACCUGAGGACGAGACAAGGGCUGGCGAAUCGCAACAGACGAGCGAGCGGCGACCGGCCAGUGCUGCUUCCCAACCACCAGACCAAGAGAUCAAGGAGACUGAUAGAAGCGAACCAUCAGAAGGGAGAGAGAGAGGGGGGGGCGAUGCACACCAGACCGCUGAGCAGCUGGCCCCGCAGACGACAGACGAGGCCUCGGCCUCCGCACCCGCCCCUGCGCCAGCAAUGCCGCAGAUCGAUACAAGUGUCGAUGGCGGCGAUGGUGGAGCAGGUGGUGACCCAGGCGAAGGCAAGCGCGACUCUCCGCGGUGGAUCUACGUCCCCCCUCGCUCAGGCGGCCGGAGCAAGGGGCGCCACUGGCCGUGGCAGGCGGCAGCGGCUGCCCGGGACGGCAGGACAGAGGAGGGGCCGACGGAGGGCAAGAGGACUCCAGAGGAGAACAAGAACGGCAACGGGGUCACGGCACCAGCGGCAGCACGAGUGGCAACCAAGAACACCGCGGCGGGUCGUCGGUCUGUCUUCUCGGCGGAGGUGGCAGACGUCAUUGCGCCGCCUCAGAAGGCAGGCAAGCACUCGAAGGCGAGGGACAAGGCCAAGACAAAAGCAGCCAAGAGCAAGGGAUCGACCAAUGUGGCAUUAGGUGCCGCCGACAAGAAGGAUGGAGACGAGCAAGAAGAGCUUGUCAAGCCAUCCGAGGCUGCGGGCAACGGGCAAUCCGCAGGCAGCGCCACGCAGCCGAUGUCCGCUGCGCCGCUCCCCUGCAAUGACGCACCGAGCGUCGCCCCAUUGCCCUCCGAAGCUGCUGAUGGCUCGACGGUAACUCGACGCUGGACUGCCGACGACACCGUCAACGUUGACGGCGAUGCACAAGCCGCUCCAUCAUCCGAAGGGGCGGCAGCGCAGCAGCCACAUCAGCCUGAGGGCCCCCCUCCAGCGGUUGCCACUUCUGCUAGUGCCAAGCCCAAGGGCGCUCCUGUGGGCCACAAGAACAAGCGCAAGGAGAAGCUCAAGCGGCAGAAGGCCGCACAGGCCGCCAAGAAGCAGCAAGAGAGCCAGGCGGCCACAGCUGCGGCCGGGGGCGAGCUGGAGGGGGCGCCUCCAGCCUCCAGCGCGGCCAGUGGAGCGAGACAAGAGGACGAGAAGAAGGCUGACGGCAGUCCUGUAGGCUCUUCCAAGUCGGCAGCGUCGGCAGCCCAGGCCAGCCAUGAGACCCCUGCCGCGAAUGAGCAGAGACCGGAAGUUGCGCCUUCUUCUGCUGCAGCAGCAGCACCAGCUGCUUCUGCAUCGACAUCGGACGCGGCUGCUGCGGGAGAGGGACAUCCGAAGGAGAGUGGUAAGUAUGAAAAACGUGGUUUUGAUGGAUGCAAAUGUGCACUUGUUUCAGACAACAAGCCCUCUCCUCGGACAGACGCUGCGCAGGCUAACGGCACGAAGCAGCUGGUACAACCAACACGCACACGACGCAUUGAAAGAUAAGGGGCGAAGCUGGAUGAUCGACAUUCGUUCUGUACAGGUCUCCCUCGUCAAGAAGAUUCCCUCAGAGGCCAGGCCGCUCACCGUAUCCCGUGGCUCCACUCCCGGGGCGACCAACCUGCCGGCAUCUGAGGGCUCGGACACCAACGCCGACCACCCCAACCGCAGAAUCACAGCCCCGCGCGUCGGCGCACUCGGCAAGCCUCCCCGCGUACCCCCGGAGUCCCGCAAGCCGACGGAUGACGCCGUGCAUUCAGUGCGUGCCUCGCGCAAGAUGGUGGAGUUCACAAACUCCGAUCCCGAGAUGCCCCCGUGGGACUCAUCGACGACCAUCAAGGAGAUGCCCCGUCCCUCACGAGACCGCGACGACCCAUCAGCCUGCGCCACAGCGGCCGCCACCGGGUCGACCUCUGUGACGCCCGGCAGCACCGGCAGCCAGCCGAUGCGGUACUGGAAGCUGCAGCGCAACCGCGCUCUCGGGCGGGGCGGAAGGCUGCAAGAGGGCGGGCGAGAGAAGCGUGACAAGACGGGUGCAACUGAGUCGGACCGGGCUGCCACUGACCCGGGGGGCAACUCUCGGAUGGUGGAUCGCAGGACCAGUGGGACGUCGGCCAUCUCUCGCGGUGCCGGGGAUGACAGGACUGAGGACGAGGUGGCGUCGCAGGAUGCGACGGGCAACCUCCUCACGUUUGACCCGUCGAGCAGCCUCCAGGACUGGGACUCGCAGCAGGCGGCGAGAGAGGUGUGGCCCCCAGCACCCGUGCAGUGUGCUUUCGAGUGUGCCCACGAGCUCAGAAGACGGCUGGAGGCGACCCACACUGACGGCGAGGGUGUUUCAUCGGUCGCAUCUGCCUUGCUGGGUGAUGACGAGUGUUUGAAGCUGACGGGGCUUGACAAAGGUCCUGGCGCCGCCAACACGACGCGCAUCACCAAGCUAGUGACGGACCUGCGGGCGCAGGUCCAGGGGGAGGGGGAUGGAGAGGCCAUACUCGACGCUGACAAGAUGGAAAACACACUCAAAGACCUCUGGAAGGUCAGGCAGGCCAGAAAAGAAAGAGACAGACCCUGCUGGUCUGGCUGGGUGUCUCAUGUUGUGUGUGGAUGUGUUCAGGUGCUUGAGCCAGGUCGCGAGGGCGAUGUGCAGCUGUUUCUGCAGCAGAGUGGCCUGACCAUCCUGUGCGCACUUGCGGUGCGGUUGCGGCCGAGUGUAGCUGCGUCGUCGGGCAUGUCGCCCAUGAUAGUUGUCCAUCUCAGCCAGUAAGCACUACGCACGCGGGACGCCUUGAGCACACGGAACUCUGAUGCUCUCUUCUCUGUCUGUCUGUCUGAUCAGGCAUUUGGCGAAGCUGCUCCACACGCUGAUGGCCAACAAGCAGAUCGGCAAGUUCUGCCGUGCUGUGUGUCUGCUGACCGGACGACUCUUCCCCUUCAUCGAUUGGGCCCUAGAGCUGCUUCCCGGACGGCCAUUGAGCACUCUCCCACCUGCUGACGGCCCUCGUGCGGCAGCCAAGACACCCGUGAGGCCACCGUCACCGAGGACACCCGGGACCGCUGCUGACGGACAGAACAGCAGUGCGGCCGUCGACCCCUCGGCGUCACAGCUGCCUUCACACGCCAGAGGCAGCAGUGACGGAGGGCCGACGGGCCAGCCAGCCGGCGACCCCUCGGCCGUCAGGACGGAAGACAAGCCAGAGCCGCCCGUCACGGCAAACGGUGUGUCAUCGUCAGUGCCGCCGAUAUUGCCGUCCCCGUCGCCCUUCCCGUCGCUUGCAGCGAUCGGCCCGGUGCUGUCGCAGUUGCUGCAGAUCCUGGCGAUUGUGCUGAAGCAGAAGGUGCCCGACUUCCUGCUGCGGCUGCCAGAUGACGAGGUGAAUCCCGUCGUCGAGCGGUUCGAGGGCCUCAGGCAGGCCUUCAUCGGCUAUAUAUUGUGCUGCGGGCUGCCGGUGCGACUGCGAGAGCACUUCGCCCUCGUCCGUGGCCCACUGGAGGCUCAGGCACAGUCACAGUCGCCCCUGCCGCAGUUCCUGAAGAGCAGCGGGCAGCUGCUCAAGAUACUCACCGGCAUGACAGACCUGUGCAGGUUAGUCGAGAGCCGAGCCUACCACACCUGUACGUGUACAUCUGCUGAGGACGUGUGUGUUGUGUUGAUCCAGGGACGAGAACUUGUUGAUGCACCAGUGCCUGCCCUCAGCUGAGGCUGUGACCAGCUCACCGUCGGACGUGCGGCAGGUCCCUGCCCGUCUGUCCACUCGUGAGAGCACGACCGACACCGUGACGGCCGUGAGGAGCCAGGCCAGCGGGGCUGAUGUCGAGCAGGCUGCUCCUGUUGCCGGCGAUGGGAAGGGCUGCAUGGUGGACGGCUUUGAGGGGUUGAUCCCGUCAGGUCUGCAUGAGGCGGUCUGUGGCAUCCUGCAGUACACAAGGGUUUUCGGGCUGCUGCCUCUACUGGUGAGGUGAAUCAACCAACUGUGGCAGAAGGGUCGCUUAUCACUGUGUGUGGGGGUGGGUGGUUUGGUCGAUCAGGCAUCUCUGUUGUUGUCUGAUGGUCCGCCGCGCAUGAGCCCGCCCCCUCGGCUGCAGGCGCAGCUGCUGCAGUUGUGCAUACUGUCCACCCAGACACUCAACCACUCUGCCAGGAUUGGCCUUCCCGCUGUACAGGUCAUAGCAACAUACACAUUUCAAGCAAGCAACCUGUCAGACUGUGUAUGUAUGUAUGUGUAAUGGUGAUGGUGGUUGUUGACAACGUCAGGGUGCUGUGCACGGCAGCCGGAAGGUGUUCUACCAUGUCACUCACUUCCUCCUCGAGUACUGCAACUCCAAACUGGAUAGUAAAGCAGAAUCGGCAGAGGUCUGCAGGUGAGCCUGCUCGUCAGAAAGGAAUGACUAGAGGCAGUCCCACCGCCACACAUGUGCAACCAACACACGACCCGACUCUCACUCCCUUGUCUGUCCAUCAAUGCAGGGAUUUGCUGCACGAGACGAUUCAUCUGAUUGGCUUCGCCUGUCUCCUGCACCCCGACAACCGGGCACUCGUCAGUAUCGGAGGCGAAAAGGUGAGGGAGAGGCGCGGAGGUCCAAAUCAAUCAAUCUGCCGCAGUGAUCUUUCCUGCCCCGUUGUGCGUGCAUGUGUGCGUCAGAGUCUGCUGAAGAUCCUGGCGGCCCUGCCUUUUCACUACUUCGUUGAGCCCCUCAACCAGGUGAGCGGGCAACACAGUAAGAGCACCUGAGUCGGCCACCUAAUUCGUUCGGUUGUCCAGGUAUUGUUCCCGACGUUGCUGUCGAUCUGCUACGCGUCGCCCUCCAACCUCGAGAUCCUCAAGGACGACGCCAACAUCAUUCCCAUAUGCAACUUCCUCAGAGACGCUAUCCGAAGGGGUCCACACACAGACGAGCAGUGUGGGGUUAACGGCAGCAACGGGGGCGGUGGUGACGAUGGGCAAGGAGGGCUGGGUAUGGUGUCCCUUGGCCCCUCGCUGCGGCUGUCGCGUGAGGCGGCCGCCGAUGCCCUGGCUUUCUUCGAAGAGCCAGACAGGCAGCACAUGACCCCGGCGGACGAGAGCGCUGCCUAGCUAGCAUCGACGGCUGGCUGCAGUGCAUGUGCUCGCCACUCGUCCGUCGGGUGAGUAGCGAACAGAUAGAGCCAUAGUGUACCGUAGGUGUCUAAUCAGGCUCAGCGCGGCCGGCCUCAUGUGAGCAUUCACGACCAAUUGUUCACGACCUUGCCUUUUCCUCUUCCUGCUUUUUCUUUGUUGUUAUUCUUGUUGUGUAAAUGACUUCGCUUGUCGAUGGAUAGACUCUUCCCCAGUGGAUGCCAGAUCUCGUCAAAUCGAU